This is a messenger RNA of Syngnathoides biaculeatus (alligator pipefish), 2433 nucleotides long. RefSeq names its product probable G-protein coupled receptor 34. Gene Ontology annotation, cellular component: membrane. Gene Ontology annotation, biological process: G protein-coupled receptor signaling pathway. The transcript has 2 exons. The coding region runs from base 600 to 1751 and encodes 383 amino acids. The record is from RefSeq and is a predicted model, not a curated record. NCBI's taxonomy places the organism in Eukaryota, Metazoa, Chordata, Actinopteri, Syngnathiformes, Syngnathidae. Gene Ontology annotation, molecular function: G protein-coupled purinergic nucleotide receptor activity.
CAGUGUGGCUGUAUUCAAUACAUGCUCCCUGGUACUCUUUACGUUUGUGUGUUUUUUGGUUGUCUCAGACUCAAGUAUACAACAAAUGACUUGUUAACCAUCAGAGUCUACUCUGGACUUUUUUUCGACAAUUCUUGGCAAUGAGCUUAAUCUUUUCCCGAGUUCUCUCGUCGCGUCGAAGAUGGCGCAGAGGCUAACGAGCCGGUCCACAAGUUCAACUGCGUAGGACUGGACACCGAUUGCCACUUCCGACGAUUACUCUCGCGAAUCUACGCUCCCUAGCCAACAAAAUGGAUGAACUUUAGCUUCUAAUCAAGACCUGCAAAGACUUUGGAUGUUGUGCUGCCCUGUGCGGCUCAAAGACUUGGAUUUGUGGAUGUGUUCCCAACGGAGCCGUUACGCUACGCAGCUUUUAUCUUUAUCAGGUGGACGGCAUCGCAGAGCUAGCGCGAAAAUCGAAAUGCGGUGGAAUAUGCUUCAAUAUCAACGAGAAAUGGUGCACAGAGGUUAUACAGCUCAGCACACACUGCAGCACACUUUUGGUGUCAUCAUUCUUGAACUAAAUUGGUGUAUCCUGAGGACACCAGCCAUCAAACAAAAUGAACAGCUCUGCUUCCUCAUCUUUUUCAUCCAUUUUAGUUAAUACUGUGAUACCUCACAUUUCUGUGUUCUCACUCUCAGCCACAUCUCCUCCUACAUCCCCCAUUCUAAUCUCUCUGGUCACUUCUAACCCAGUUAUGUGUUCAUUAGAUGGUGCAGCCUUCCGUCUGCUGCUAGCUGUUCUCUAUUCUCUUUUGUUCCUCCUUGGCCUAGUGGGUAACCUCUUUGCCUUGUGGGUCUUCCUUUUUGUUCACACCAGCCGUAACUCUAUGCGUGUGUAUCUCAUCAACUGUGCAGCAGCAGACCUGCUCCUCCUGGGAUGUCUGCCCUUCCGGAUCUUCUACCACAUUAAUGGAAACAACUGGGUCCUGGGACUUGUGGCCUGCAAAUUGGUGGGAAAUCUGUUCUACAUGAACAUGUACAUCAGCAUCAUGCUACUGGGGCUCAUCAGCCUGAAUCGCUAUUUGAGGCUCAAAGAGAAAGGCAGAGUGAGGAGAGGUUUGAGGAAGCGACUAUGGUGGUGUAGUUGGCUGUGGAGUUGGGUGGUAUGUGGAGCGCUGUGGGGCUUGUCUCUGGUAGCAUUGGUUUCCAUGAUUGCUACUGCAGAGGACAAAGAGGACAACCACAAAUGCUUCCAAUUCAAGCAGCGGCGGCUCGCCAGAGGGAAGGCAUACUUUAAUGUUGUGCUGGUGGGAUCGUUCUGGCUCGUCUUCCUCAUGCUCAUGGUGUCCUAUGCCAAAAUUGCCUUCCAGUUAAUACAAGUCUCACGUGACAAGCCAGAACUACCAAAUGCACAAAGAUAUGAACGUACUGCGAAGAAAUCCUUUGUUGUCUUCUUCCUGUUCACCCUUUGCUUUGGUCCCUACCACACCUUUCGGCCCAUAUAUAUUCUCACCCAGCUUAAUGCGACAGCAUCCUGUGACUAUUUGCGUGUGGUAGAUAACAUCAAUGAGGUCGUGCUGUUAUUAUCUGCCUUUAACAGCUGUUUGGAUCCUGUGAUGUACUUUGUUUUGUCUGGUUCAAUGCGUAAAACUGCCCUCCGUGCACUUAAAAACCGACUUUUCUUCCAAAAUGAAGCCACAACUAACAGCUCAACAACAGAGUUCCAAAGGUCUUCAGUACCUUUGGCUUUACCAAGAACUGUGGACUGAGUCUUUCUCAUAGAGGUUGAUAUUUCUGUUUCUUCAGGUUAAGUCACAAUAUUAAUGUAUUCACGUUGAGUCAAAAUAUUAAUGUAUCUGCCAGUUUAACACGUGCUAAAAUCUCACUGAGGUGAGUUAAAAAACGACCAGGAAAUCAGAUUAUAUUAAAACCAUCAAGUGCGUGGUCAAGUCCCCACUGUGUCGAUUAAGUGCCGGAUUCAGGACCGCUCCAUAUGGUCUGGGUGUGAGGGUUGCACAAGUUAGAGUCAAAUCUGGUGAGAGUCAUUGUUAUAGGAGAGUAAUUCUUCAAAUGUGGCAUGCAGUGCCCCCUUAUGGCGGUAUGAGAAAUAAUCAUUGAAUAGUGUGAUACUUGCAACACUGCACUUGUAUUGUCCAUAGAUACUGUAAUUUGUGGUUUUCUGCAAGGCCAUGAAGGUAACCAAACAAGUGUCAUUUGUGAUUGGCUAAGGGAGUACAGAGGCAGGGAAAGACCAAAUGUGUCCAUUCAUAAACUGGCGGCUAUAGGAAAUACGGUAUAGAGGUAGUUUAAUCUUGUUUUGAUGUGAUUACAACCGAAAAUCAUUUGUUUUGAAAUAAAGACUUUAAUAACACACUGUUUGUCCUGAUUUCUUUAUCCAAGCAAAGGGAGCGCUACAUGGACAAAUGUGGCUUCUGUGGGAACGCCGAUAAG